Molecule: messenger RNA, 3633 nt
Organism: Xiphias gladius (swordfish)
Lineage: Eukaryota; Metazoa; Chordata; Actinopteri; Istiophoriformes; Xiphiidae
Product: E3 ubiquitin-protein ligase RNF31-like
Exons: 24
Coding region: 242-3586 (1114 amino acids)
Biological process (GO): protein linear polyubiquitination
Cellular component (GO): LUBAC complex
Molecular function (GO): zinc ion binding; ubiquitin protein ligase activity; K48-linked polyubiquitin modification-dependent protein binding
Source: RefSeq, a predicted model, not a curated record
GCGGAAAACGCAAAAACGCAAAAAGUGGAGUUCCGCGUUUGAAGCUAGCUCCAGAGCUACACACACGCACACGCACAAACACGCACACACGCAGAGUAGAAGCUCGGCGAGGGUAAGACUUUAACCACUUACACCAUGGCAAAAACGCGUUUUUUUCAUUAACGGGGGGCACAGAGACUCUCCAGCGGGACGCGGGACGACGGAACAGCCGUUGAAAGGAGCCUCGAAGACGACGGCGGCAAUGAGCAGCAGCCCUCCGUCUGUACAGAUGGACGAGGUCAGGAGGAGAGCCCUGUCCCUCCUCUCCUCCUCAGGUUUAGCCCAGGAUGUGAAGGCUGAGGUCCAGACCAUGGCCAGCAUCGCUCUGCCUCUGUCCGAGAAGUACCGUCACCUUUCAGCGGAGGCCAUGCUGAGGGAGAACGUGGCCAGCCGCAGCAGGCAGGAGGUUAUGGAGUCUUUGAGUAGACUGGUCAAGGCCUUGAGUAUCCUGGAGAAGUAUGGCUGUAACCUGACCUGCCCCACCAGGCCCAGGUACUGGAGGAGCGUCAAGCACAACAACCCCGUCUUCAGAACCACAGUGGAUGCCGUCAAGGGUGGGCGUAGAGUCCUCUAUCUCUACGGUUACACCAAUCAGCAGUUAGAUGGCCUCAGUUUCCCGGAUGAAGUCAGCGAACCGGAUGCCGAGAAAGUUGCUGCAGUGACGCUGGAGGUCAUGACCUUACGCACAGAGGUGGACAUGCUCGUUAAGGGCACUCAUCCUCACCUAGAAAACUUCAAAGAUAUCUUCCCAUUUGUCAUGCAGCAGGAUAUGAUGGUGAGUGACUCUGUGGUUAUGCUGCCUGGAGAGGAGCAGCACGGAGACAAACCCCAGGUCCUGUCUCCUUCGCCCGUUUUAGAGAGACACCAAGAGAUGAAAUCGUUUUCCACAGACUCACCUGCUGUGGGUGACUGUAAUUUGUGUGGCAGCGCUUCGUCUCUGGUUUGCCCAUCUUGUGACAAUCGACCUUUUUGCGACGCAUGUGACGACCUCUUCCACCGCCACCCCUCCAGAGCCAAUCACAAGAGAGACAAAAUACAGAAAACCAAACAGGAGACCUGCAGUAUCUGUGGCAUUUCGGCUGUCCACGCUCAGUGCUCCACCUGUGUCCAGAGACUGUGUCUGAACUGUGACAGGCUCUUCCACUCUCACCCUGACCGCAAGGGACAUAACAGAACUGUCGUUACACCAGCCAAAACAUCCAGUCCAUCUCUGUCACCCUGGGACUGUGCUCACUGCACUACGGUGAACGAGAUGCGAGCCGUUCUCUGCUCAACCUGCGAGCGGCCUCGACUCGCCACGGCUGCGUCCACCGUUCAAGAAAACCCCACGUCGGCGCCUACAUCACCAAACACAGAGUGGCAGUGUAAGAGCUGCACGGUGGUGAACCCAGGCAGCAGCAUCCUCUGUGAGGUGUGUGAGCGCCCCCGUCUGGCCACUCGCCCGCCUGUCGCCCCAGUGCUGUCCAACCCAGGAUCUCUGACUGAUACUGGAACAAAGGGAAACUGGACUUGCCAGUUUUGCACCUAUGUGAACACCAAGCCCAUUGUGGUGUGUGAGAUGUGCAACCUGUCGUGUAAAGACUCUCCUGGCGAUUCUGUGCCCCAGUCUCUUCAGCAGACUCCGUCCAGCACCAAGGAUCCGCCUCAGCCCGGUGCGAGGCCCGUUCCGAAGCCCAGACUGAACAUGGAGAUGAAGAGGCAGAAGAUGAUGAGGGAAGACGGACUCAGCCUCAUCCACCAGAUCAGAGAAGCAGAAAAGCGAGGGGUCAGCCCAGAGGAGGUGUACGCAGCCCUCUGCAUGUGCGGCGGCAGCAACAUCAACCCCUGCGAUUGGCUGACAUCAGAGCUGCCUCACCUGCUGGAUGAAAUCUGCGCCAUGGCAGCGUCCGUCCAGCUAAACUACAAAGCAGGGGAUUCUGGGAUACAACCCGCGGUGGAGAGGGACGGAGAGGAGUCGGAGGAGAGCGGUCCCAGCGCCACAGGUGAAGACGUGAAGCUGUCCAGAGCUGAGGCCAAGCUGGCGUGGUUAGCAGCGGGAGGGGACACUGAGAGAGCUGUGGCACAGCUGCUGAGAGACCGACAGGUCAAGAUGAGGGAGCUCCACUCUCUGGGCUUCAGGGAUGUGGCCCAGUGUGAGGAGGCCCUGCGGCUGAGCGGAGGUGAGGUUAAAGGGGCUUUGUCUUUGCUUCAGCGCCCUCUCCUCGAGCCUUUCCACCAGCGUAUCUGGACCGACCAGCCCGAGCCACCGAUCGACCCCAAACACCCGGACAAACAGAGGAUGUGCCGGCGCCUGCUGGCGUUGUACGACCUGCCCAGCUGGGGACGCUGCGAGCUCGUACUGUCGUUGCUCCAGGAGCCGGGUGUCACUUACUCCCUGGAGGACGUAGUGCAAGCUGUGAAGGAGUCGCAUGACAAGGAUUUCAUCAGGCGUCUCCUCAACAACGAGUGCCCCUGCUGCCUGUACAUCUUCCCCCGCAGCAAGAUGCAGUCCCUGACUUCCUGUCAGUGCUCAGUGUGCCACGAGUGUUUCGGGCGGCACUUCACCAUAGCUGUGAGAGACAAACACAUCAGAGACAUGGUGUGUCCCGUCUGCGGAGAGCCCGACAUCAAUGACCCCGAACAACUGGACAGCUACUUCUCCACGCUGGACAUACAGCUGCGGGACUGCCUGGAACCUGAUGUGUACGAGCUGUUUCAUAAAAAGCUGACCGAGCAUGCCCUCAUGAAAGACCCAAAGUUCCUCUGGUGCUGUCAUUGCACCAGCGGGUUUAUCAACGAUGGAGACCAGCUGAAGGUCACCUGCAUGUCAUGCCGGAAAAGCUUUUGCGCUCAGUGCAAGAAACCCUGGGAGCCCCAACACCAGGAUCUGUCCUGCGAGCAGUUCCAGCAGUGGAAGAGGGAGAACGAUCCGGAGUACCAGAGGCAGGGCCUGGCCGGCUACCUGAGAGACAACGGCAUCACCUGUCCUCACUGUAGGUUCCAGUACGCUCUGACGAAAGGCGGCUGCAUGCACUUCAGCUGCUCCCAGUGCAGAUACCAGUUCUGCAGCGGCUGCAACAACCCGUACCACAAGACAGGAUGUAAGACGCCCCAGUGCAGUUACCCCGGUCUACACGCCCAUCACCCUCGCGACUGUCUCUUCUAUCUAAGAGACUGGGAGCCGCCCAGACUACAGGCCCUGCUGCACAGGAGUGGUGUGGAGUUCAACACAGAUCCUUCUAAUGGAACUCAAACUGACGCUUGCGGUGUGAUGGAGCAGAAAGACGAAGGGGGUCAGCAGAUUGAUUCGCCGUGCGGCAUCAAAACUCAGCCGGGACAAGCUGGACUCUGCGAGAAGCACUACAGGGAGUACCUGGUCAGUCUGAUCAAUGCCCACUCUGUGGACCCGGCUCUGCUCUACGACGCCCUCGAGCUGACCAGGGCCUGUGAGAGAUACCAGGUGGACAUGCAGAGAGGAGAGAACGAGGAGGACAACGCUUACCACGCUCGACUGCUCAAGAAACUGAUGGAGGUUCCUCUCGGAGAAAAGGUGCCUCGCAACAAAUAAAGAUCCCUGAACACCACAUCACUGUCCUCACCGGGAGGGAAAAAAAA